UCGGCUCCUUCCUUCCUAACUCCUCACAUAGCGCUGCGUACUAAAAUCACCGGACGCUAGGGGAUCAAGACGCACGCCACCCUGCCUCUAUGUGGGCUCUUUGACAAACCGUGCGGUGUUUCGCCACAAAGGGGGUUUGGAGGGAGGCCUUUCUUUAUUAUUUUGUCUGAUGUGAUUGCUUGAACCGCCGAUUAUUGAGUCGAUUGUUUUGCCCGCUGUCGCCCGCCCUGUGCGCAUUUCCCCCCUUUCCCUCUUGCAACGUUAACCUUCCUCCCGGUUUGGACCGGUCAUCCACCCCCACGCGCACCCAUGUCCUAUCCUCAGGGUUACCUUUACCAGCCCCCGGGCUCUUUGGCUCUUUAUUCCUGUCCGGCUUAUGGGGCCUCGGCGCUGGCUGCUCCGCGGAAUGAAGAUCUGGCGAGAUCGUCCUCCGGCUCAGCUUUCAGCCCGUACCCUGGAUCGGCUGCUUUCUCUGCCUCGGCCAGCGCAGGCUUCUCCAGUCCGCUGUCUUACUCUACGGACCCCGCUACAGGAUUCCCGCAAUACAUGAGUUCUCCAUAUGAUGCACACACGACGGGCAUGGCCGGGGCGUUAAGUUACCACCCUUACGGGAGUCCAGGGUACCCCUAUCAACUCAACGACCCGGCAUACCGCAAGAACGCCACUCGGGACGCCACAGCCACCCUGAAGGCUUGGCUGCAGGAGCAUAGAAAGAACCCCUACCCGACCAAAGGGGAAAAGAUCAUGUUGGCCAUCAUCACAAAGAUGACCCUGACUCAGGUCUCCACCUGGUUCGCCAACGCCAGGAGGAGACUAAAGAAGGAAAACAAGAUGACAUGGGCGCCCAGGAAUAAGAGCGAGGAUGAGGAUGAGGAGGAUGGGGACGGCGAGAGGAAGGAUGUGGAGCGAUCGGAAAAGAACCUGGACAACAGCGAGGCUUCGGCCGAGGAUGAAGGUAUUAGUUUGCACGUGGACACGCUCACGGACCACUCGUGUUCUGCUGAGUCAGACGUGGAGAAGGUGGCGUGCCGGGUGGGAGAUUUAAGCUCUGAUCAGGCCCGGGACAAAUGCGAAGAUGACGUUGAAGAACAGAACCACGCCUCUCGCUUACAGCUCCCCUCCAAAUCGCUCACAACCUCGCCUCUAAUGGGAGUCGAAGCGCCGGCUUUCACUCAUCAGCACCACCACCUUCAUCACUUCCAACAACUCCAACGCGAGGAUUUAGCUCGGAGCCUCGGCAUGAGCAACACCAUUAAUGCCAAUAAAUCUUGCCUUGACAGCAGACCGUCCACGGGAGUUUCUCAGAACCCAAAACCCAAAUUGUGGUCACUUGCGGAGAUUGCUACCUCAGACCCAAAGCAGCAACUAGGGCAGUCAAACUGCCCCUCCUCCUCUUCCUCCAGUGGGGGCCUUCUUACUCCCCCGACUCCCUCCUCAGCCUCUCCGUCUGCCACUUCACCCAAUAUCUAUCCGACCCCCUCCCUCAUCGGAAGACCUAUUUAUUACACGUCGCCCUUUUAUAGCAAUUACACAAACUAUGGUAACUUUAGCCAACUGCAAAGCCAAAGCAUCCUGCGCUACUCCAACUCAUCUGGGGUAAGUCUGGCUGCAGCAGCCGCCGCCGCAGCAGCAGCCGCAGCAGCCGCUGCAGCCAGCGAAGGUCUCGGCCAUAAUCAGACUCCUGAGGCCGGCCCGCAGCCGAAACAACUCAGGCCCGAAUCCCCACAGCUAAAAAUAAACUCAAAUCAGGCUCUUGUUGGUGAUGAGCAACAUCAAAAACAUCAUUUCAGGCCUGUAAACCUGGACUCAAAGAAAGGAACGUAGACUUGAGAUGGUGGGCCGUGAGGAAUUUUAAGAUUGUAUUUUGAAAAAACAAAACAAAAACACUGCACCCCCCCCCCCCCCCCCAAAAAAAAAAAAAAGAGCUAUACAGAUUUUCUGAUUUUUGCGCACAAUAAUAAUGAUACUUAAUUAAGGCGUAUUUUAUUUUUGUAUAAAUCUUUGCAACAUACAUUAAACCGUAUUUUGCAUUUAAAAAAAACAUGUUUUUGGUACAGGUGUCACAAGUUCAAAAUUUGACAUGUACGCGCGUGCACCUCGUGCAUAUAUAUACUAUAAUUAAUUAAACCUAACCAAAAUACGCUCACAUGCGCAACAGGUGAAUCUAUCAGGCAUGCAAGAUAAUGAAUCUUAGUUACAGCCUAACCUAAGGUCCAUUACUAAGAUCUAGCAUGAGUCAACACAUGCAUUUAUGCACAUAUAUACUUACUGAAUUAACGAGGAUGUACUGUUGAAUUUACACGGUAUCAUUUGGAGAAUUUACACGGAUUUACGGUGUUUUGAUCAGUUCGCAUUCAGGUUUUAUGUUUAUUUCCAUCUUCAGCAGGUAGGUGUCACAAUUGCUUUGAGUUUAAAGGCAGUGUGGACAUCCCAUUUGAGUGUUUUCAACGUGUUUUCUCUCCACUUAAAGGGUCUUCAGUGCCACUAUAGAUGAACUUAAAGCUACUUAACUUGCCCAAGUCAACAGUACACGUUUAAAAUAUUAGCGCCUUGUGUUUCAAUUUAUAAUUAAUUUGACCUGUGCGCAUGGGAUUGAAAUUCUCCCUACGGUAUGUGAUUAAACCGUUACAUCUCAGGUUUCUUUAAGUUUGAUUUUUUUUUCUUAAAAUAUAUUUAUGUGUUGAAUCAAUUUGGCUUUUAACUUAUUUUAUUGGAAUAGGGGAGGGGGACAACACCAAUGCUAACGAGCCAGGAGUGAACAUGUGAGGACUUUAACGUGGAAUAACCUACAUUUGAUAUUUAUUUUUUUAUUAAUGGCAGAAUGAUGCCUAUAAUUUAUGCAAGUUGUAUUGCAAAAAAAAAAAAAAAAAAAAAAAAAAAAAAAAAGGAGAAAAAGACAACUGACAUGUGACAUUUGUUUGUUGUGUAAAUAUAUAUAGUAUAUAUUAACGAUUUUUAUUUCAAUUUGGGAAAAGCAAUGUAAAUCUUGUAAUGAGGAUAACUCUUGAUAAUUUAUAUAUUUUAAUGUAAAUAGGAAAGAAAAUGAGCGCUGGUUGAAAUACCGUACUGGUGUGGUGCGAUAUCAGAUAUUUAAAGCAAAAAAUAUUAAACUGUUUCCCCAAUUAUUGUUUUCAAGAGUUUUUCUUUUUUUUUUCUAACAACAGUCUGUCUGCGUGUUUGUGUGUCCAUCCGUCUGUCUGCCUGUCUUUCUGUCUGUCUUUCUCUACAGUAUCUAUCGUUUGGGUCAAGAGUCUCUCUUGUAAACAAAUGUAAUUCCUUUUUCAUACCCCUUUCACCUUCCUCUUGCCCUAUUGCACAUUUAUUUUCAAGUGUGAUUAAUACU
This is a messenger RNA of Corythoichthys intestinalis (scribbled pipefish), 3343 nucleotides long. RefSeq names its product iroquois homeobox 2a (gene irx2a). Gene Ontology annotation, cellular component: nucleus. Gene Ontology annotation, molecular function: RNA polymerase II cis-regulatory region sequence-specific DNA binding; DNA-binding transcription factor activity, RNA polymerase II-specific. The transcript is spliced from 3 exons. Gene Ontology annotation, biological process: neuron differentiation; regulation of transcription by RNA polymerase II; cell development. Lineage: Eukaryota; Metazoa; Chordata; Actinopteri; Syngnathiformes; Syngnathidae. The coding region runs from base 310 to 1824 and encodes 504 amino acids. The record is from RefSeq and is a predicted model, not a curated record.